AUAGAUAAAAGGCCAAAAAUGAUUCCCUACUGCCAGUGAACGCUUUGUUAUUUGUUAGCCAAGUCAUAAUGACAGUACGAUAUCUCUUCUAUUCUACACUCACUUAGUAUUUCUCCCACUUUGAAGACCAUGUGUUGUGUUAGAACACUAUAAUCCCUAGGCCUUAACUUCCCCCUUAAAGUUGUUUCACCAUGAUGAGCCUGAAAAGCAGUAAGAGAGGAAUGAUGAAUGGUUUCAUGUGCCACUCUCGAGCAUCAACAGCAGUGUGCACUUGUAGCAUCGAUCUUGGGUCUGUGGUUGUGCCAAGGACUAAGACUAGGAGUCAUGAAAGAAGUGUUUCUUUGGAUGAUACAAGGUUGAUCAACUAUGCCAAGUACUCCAAACUUGUUAAACCUACAAGGUUCAAUUCAGCUCACAAGAAAUCUGCCUCUCUCUCUCUACCAAACAUCAAGCAUCAAGAGAAUGAAUCAAAGGAACUUCAGAAAACGCCAACAGAUAAUGUCUUCCAGUUCCAGGUGGUUGUGAUGCGGGUUGCUAUUCAUUGUCAAGGAUGUGCUGGUAAAGUGAAAAAGCAUCUGUCUAAGAUGGAAGGUGUUACAUCAUUCAGUGUGGAUGUAGAGUCGAAGAGGGUGACAGUGAUGGGACACAUUUCUCCCAUGGGAGUCCUUAAUAGCAUUUCAAAGGUGAAGAGAGCUGAGUUCUGGAAUUGUUAAGAUCAGUACCUUGAUUGUUAGCAUUUAGCAAUAGAACUAGACUAAACAUGGUGGAAAUUUGUAUUUUGCCUUUGCCUCUGAAAUUUGACCUAGUAGUGGUUAUCUUAGAAUAAAAUUAAGGAAUGUGACUAGGCAGUUAGUGAUUGUGAAGUUCAAAAACAAUUAUUGAUAUCUAGCCCUUCACUUCCUAUUUGCAAUUUCUUUCAUAUUGAAUCCCUUGUAAGAUCAUGGCGUUGGUGCCUCACUUCUUAUCUUUAAAUUUCCAUUUCCGUUGAAUGUAGUUAUUGAUGAAAAUUAGGUGACAUAUUUAUUCA
Cajanus cajan (pigeon pea) is the source of this 1027-nucleotide messenger RNA. Its product is annotated as heavy metal-associated isoprenylated plant protein 30. NCBI's taxonomy places the organism in Eukaryota, Viridiplantae, Streptophyta, Magnoliopsida, Fabales, Fabaceae. Gene Ontology annotation, molecular function: metal ion binding. The record is from RefSeq and is a predicted model, not a curated record.